AUGGAGGUAGAAACACUCAGCGACGCACUGGUUGAUGGUGAGGCCGAGACACUUACAGAAACGCUAGUUGACAUGCUAGCAGAGGUGGAGGUCGAAGCACCGUUUGAGAAGCUAGCAGAGGUAGAUGUCGACAUAGUUGGCAACACACUUGUCGAAACAGUAGCAGAGGUGGAGGUCGAAAAACGGGUGGACCUGGAGGUUGAGACACUUGCCGAGACGCUGAUUGACAGGCUCGCAGAGGUUGAGGUCAAAACACUUUGGGACAAACUGGUUGAUGUUGAGGCCGACACACUUGUAUAUAAACUGGUUGAACCGCUGGAUGAGGAAGAGGCUGACAAACCUGUCGACAUGGAGACUGAUACACUGGGUGACAAGCCAGCAGAGUUAGAGGAUGAAAAACUUGGUGAUAAGCUUGUCGAUAUAGAGGCCGAUAAACCGUUUGACACGCUAGCAGAGUUAGAGGUUGACAAACUUGGUGACAAACUUGUUAAUAUAGAGGCCGAUACACUGUUCGACAAGCUAGCAGAGCCAGAGGUUGACAAACUUGGCGAUAAACUUGUCGAUAGAGAGGCCGAUACACUGUUUGAAACGCUAGCAGACUUAGACGUCGAGAGACUCGGCGACAAACUCAUCGAUAGAGAGGCCGAUACACUGUUUGACAUACUAGCAGAGUUAGAAGUCGACAGACUUGGCGACAAACUUAUUGAUAGAGAGGCCGAUACACUGUUUGACAUGCUAGCAGAGUUAGAAGUCGACAGACUUGGCGACAAACUUAUCGAUAGAGAGGCCGAUACACUGUUUGACAUACUAGCAGAGUUAGAAGUCGACAGACUUGGCGACAAACUUAUCGAUAUUGAGGCCGAUACACUGUUUGACACACUAGCAGAGUUAGAGGUUGACAAACUUGGCAAUAAACUUGUUGAUAUAGAGACACUGCUUGACAAGCUAGCAGAGUUCGAGGUUGACAAACUUGGUGAUAAACUUGUCGAUAUAGAGGCCGAUACACUGUUUGACACGCUAGCAGAGCUAGAGGUUGACAAACUUGGUGAUAAACUUGUCGAUAUAGAGGCCGAUACACUGUUUGACACACUCUCAGAGUUAGAGGUUGACAAACUUGGUGAUAAACUUGUCGAUAUAGAGGCUGAUACACUGUUUGACACACUCUCAGAGUUAGAGGUUGACAAACUUGCUGAUAAACUUGUUGAUAUAGAGGCUGAUACACUGUUUGACACACUCUCAGAGUUAGAGGUUGACAAACUUGGUGAUAAACUUGUUGAUAUAGAGGCCGAUACACUGUUUGACACGCUAGCAGAGCCAGAGGUUGACAAACUUGGUGAUAAACUUGUCGAUAUAGAGGUCGAUACACUGUUUGACACGCUAGCAGAGCCAGAGGUUGACAAACUUGGUGAUAAACUUGUCGAUAUAGAGGUCGAUACACUGUUUGACACGCUAGCAGAGCCAGAGGUUGACAAACUUGGUGAUAAACUUGUCGAUAUAGAGGAAAACACACUGUUUGACACGCUAGCAGAGUCAGAUGUUGACAAACUUGGUGACAAACGUGUUGAUAUAGAGGCUGACACACUGUUUGACAGGCUAGCAGGAGUAGAUGUUGACAAACUUGGCGAAAACCUUGUCGAUAUAGAGGCCGAUACACUGUUUGGCACGCUAGCAGAGUUAGAUGUCGACAGAGUCGGCGACAAACUUAUCGAUAGAGAGGCCGAUACACUGUUUGAUACGCUAGCAGAGCCAGAGGUUAACAAACUUGGUGAUAAACUUGUUGAUAUUGAGGCCGAUACACUGUUUGACACGCUAGCAGAGUUAGAGUUCGACAGACUCGGCGACAAACUUAUCGAUAGAGAGGCCGAUACACUGUUUGACACGCUGGCAGAGUUAGAUGUUGACAAACUUGGUGACAAACUUGUUGAUAUAGAGGCCGAUAAACUGAUUGACAUGCUAGCAGAGCCAGAGGUUGACAAAGUUCGUGAUACACUUGUUGAUAUAGAGACACUGUUUGACAAGCUAGCAGAAUUAAAUGUUGACAAACUUGGAGAUAAACUUGUCGAUAAAGAGGCCGAUACACUGUUUGACACGCUAGCAGAGCCAGAGGUUGACAAACUUUGUGAUAAACUUGUCGAUAUAGAGGCCGAUACACUGUUUGACACGCUAGCAGAAUUAGAGGUUGACAAAGUUGGUGAUAAACUUGUCGUUAUAGAGGCCGAUACAGCGUUCGACACGCUAGCAGAGUUUGAUGUUGACAAACUUGGCGAUAAACUUGUUGAUAUAGAGACACUGUUUGACAAGCUAGCAGAGUUAAAUGUUGACAAACUUGGCGAUAAACUUGUCGAUAAAGAGGCCGAUACACUGUUUGACGCACUCUCAGAGUUAGAGGUUGACAAACUUGGUGACAAACUUGUCGAUGUAGAGGCCGCUAAACUGUUUGACACGCUCUCAGAUUUAGAGGUUGACAAACUUGGUGACAAUCUUGUCGAUAUAGAGGCCGGUAAGCUGUUUGACACGCUUUCAGAGUUAGAGAUUGACAAACUUGGUGAUAAACUUGUCGAUAUAGAGGCCGAUAAACUGUUUGACACUCUAGCAGAGCCUGAGGUUGACAAACUUGGUGAUAAACUUGUUGAUAUAGUGGCUGAUACACUGUUUGACACGCUCUCAGAGUUAGAGGUUGACAAACUUGGUGAUAAAAUUGUCGAUAUAGAGGCCGAUAAACUGUUUGACACGCUCUCAGAGUUAGAGGUUGUCAAACUUGGUGGUAAACUUUGCGAUAUGGAGGCUGAUACACCGUUUGACACACUCUCAGAAUUAGAGGUUGACAAACUUGGUAAUAAACUUGUCGAUUUAGAGGCCGAUAAACUGUUUGACACACUAGCAGAGCCUGAGGUUGACAAAAUUGGUGAUAAACGUGUUGAUAUUGCGGCCGAUGCAAUGUUUGACACGCUAGCAGAGCCAGAGGUUGACAAACUUGGUGAUAAACUUGUUGAUAUUGAGGCCGAUAGACUGUUUGACACACUAGCAGAGUUAGAGGUUGACAAACUUGGUGACAAUCUUGUCGUUAGACUCGGCGACAAACUCGUGGAUAGGGAUACCGACUCACUGGUUGAUACGCUAGUAUAG
Porites lobata is the source of this 3126-nucleotide messenger RNA. The record is from the annotation of a GenBank genome assembly. Lineage: Eukaryota; Metazoa; Cnidaria; Anthozoa; Scleractinia; Poritidae.